Messenger RNA from Phragmites australis (common reed), 2486 nucleotides. RefSeq names its product transcription factor MYBC1-like. Gene Ontology annotation, cellular component: nucleus. Gene Ontology annotation, molecular function: DNA-binding transcription factor activity; DNA binding. The transcript has 2 exons. Lineage: Eukaryota; Viridiplantae; Streptophyta; Magnoliopsida; Poales; Poaceae. The record is from RefSeq and is a predicted model, not a curated record. The coding region runs from base 585 to 1529 and encodes 314 amino acids. Gene Ontology annotation, biological process: regulation of DNA-templated transcription.
CCUCCCAGGUUCCAUCCCAUAUGAAGAAAUUAUUUUUUUGCCACACCUAAGAAAUGGCUUUGCUUAUUUCUCACGCCUGUGAGAAGGAUUGUUUCAUGUGAAAUUACCCACUGUAAUUACCAAUCACCGCCCUUACCUCUGUACUCCGGAAUCAUGGGUAUAUAAGAUGGUUAAAUCUUUCACUUUCUCUCUCAUGGGAUAGACAGAACGGGGAGAAGAGGAUGAGAGAGAGAGAAAAGACGAAGGGGAAUGGAAAGGGGAAUCACAAUUCGGAAGGCAACAAGAGAACAAGCAAGCAAAGCAACCAAAGAUGGCACAAAAAUAGCUUUAAGGCGCCCACUAAUUAAACUACUCCAGCGCACGCACCAUCCCCCAAACUCACUCGCCAGAUUCUCUCUCACUCCUCGGCAGCAGCAGCUGGAGAAAGAGAGAGAGGGGGGUAGGGAGGAUAUCAUGGCACAGCAGCAGUAGCAGAGGAAAAGGCUCAAGCACAAGAGAGAGAGGAGAGAGAAGGGUGGGAAAGCUUAGAAGAAGAGAGAUCCACCUCGAAGUGUGGUGAGGAUAACAGAGGAGGACGAGCGACCAUGAGGGAGGAGGAGCCGAGCUGGUUCGUGCGGUGCGAGGAGCAGCUGCCGCGGCCGGACGAGCUGAUUUCGCUGUCGCAGUCGCUCAUCACGCCCGAUCUCGCCGUCGCCUUCGACAUCCCGGCGCACGGCGGCGGGGCGGGCGGCGGCGGCGGAGCUGGGGGAGCCGGCGGCAGCGGCGGCGGCGCGGGCGGGCUGGAGAUGAAUGGCGGCGGCGCGUCGUCGGCUGCGGGGUCGAGCGGCGGCGGCGGGGGCGGCGCCGGUGACGAGCCGGCCCGGACGCUCAAGCGGCCGCGCCUGGUGUGGACGCCGCAGCUGCACAAGCGGUUCGUCGACGCGGUGGCGCAUCUCGGCAUCAAGAACGCCGUGCCCAAGACCAUAAUGCAGCUGAUGAGCGUCGACGGCCUCACGCGCGAGAACGUCGCCUCCCACCUCCAGAAGUACCGCCUCUACCUCAAGCGCAUGCAGGGGCUCGGCGGCGGCGGCGGGGGCGGCGCGGGGGGGAGCCACUCCUCCGGCUCGGGCACCGACGCGGCCACCGAGCACCUCUUCGCCACGGGGCCCGUCCCCUUCCUCCCGCCCGGACACCGCGCGCCCGCCGGUUCCGAACCGUAUCCGCCCUUCGCCCCUAUGGGCGCCGCGCACCACCAUCAUCGCCACCACCCGCCGCAGAUCGGACACUUCCACCACCCCGCCCGCCCGCUCGGCCACUACGGCGCCACGGGCGCCGGCUUCGACCACGGGUUCCUGAGCCGCGCCGUCAACGGCGGCGCGCCGCCCGUCGGCCCGCCCGGGAUGCACCACCGCAUGGUCGGCGGCGCCGCCGGGAUGGGGAUGAUGGCACCCACCUCCUUCGCGGACGACCUCGACCUCGGAUCCCGAGGCGGCGGCGGCAGCGGCGGGCGGCGCGAGCUGACGCUGUUCCCGACGUCCGGCGACCACUGAGGCCGUCAUCUGCGACGGAGACGGGCAUCGGACGGUGUCCUCCGUCCUCGGGUACAUAAAAUUCGUUUGCUUCCUCUUCCCUCUGCUUCGCAACCGCCGCUGCUUCCCACAGAUCGGCAUAGAAAUCGAGCAAGUUUCACCACAUCUCAUAGAGUCCAAGAAUUCUUGGGAAUUAGCACUUCACCCAUCCAUCUGUUCCUCGAUACUGCUACCUAGCAUACCUAGCAUCUCUUCCCCCCCACCCCCCACACCCAUUGUUGCUGUUGAUGUUCUUGUAUUGCUGCUAUUUGUCAUUCCUCCUCUUGUUCUCCCCAUCUCCCGUUGGUGUUAUUGAUGACAUAAAGUUAGCCUUAGAGAUGAUAUUUGGAGGGUAAAAAACUGCGACAACAAUUUGGUACUUGCGCCUUCGCCAUCGAAGAACAAUUCAAUGCUUGCGAUUGUGCCGAGGAUCCGGGGUCGAGUACCUCUGUUCUUGAGUGAUGCAAUAGCCAUUGCUUGAGAGCUGUGACCCCUCAGACAACGAAGUGAUGCGACCAUAGAGAUUGCAAAAUAUUUGAGUAGUGAUUCAUAUAGGCAGGGUUGAAUAAUCCCAAGGACCCACCCUGGAGAUGAAUUAGAUUGAGGAUUUCUUGUGAGAUUGAAAUCAUCUGCGAGGCCAAAGAGAUUCAGUGCUUAAUCUGCUCUCCGUCAGUUUUCUUCCACUAAGAGUAUACAUAUGUAGGGAGGGUCGCAUCACUUCACUUUCUGCUUCUGCCUGCCGAAAACAUUAAUCGGAGUUUGUUGUAGCAAAAUUGUAGCGAUCAAUCAUUUGUAAAUCUGCGCGACUUAAAAGCUUCUUGUUCCUUCGUGUAGCCCUGAGAAAGCCUUCUCGUCAUUGAGUUGUAGUAAUGGUACAGUGACGCUUAUGUUCUUGUACAUUGCACUCUGUUCAAGUCAAAAUUUUCAGCUUCUGCACCA